Molecule: messenger RNA, 2470 nt
Organism: Mugil cephalus (flathead mullet)
Lineage: Eukaryota; Metazoa; Chordata; Actinopteri; Mugiliformes; Mugilidae
Gene: btk
Product: Bruton agammaglobulinemia tyrosine kinase
Exons: 18
Coding region: 172-2082 (636 amino acids)
Biological process (GO): adaptive immune response; peptidyl-tyrosine autophosphorylation; T cell receptor signaling pathway
Molecular function (GO): ATP binding; protein binding; non-membrane spanning protein tyrosine kinase activity
Source: RefSeq, a predicted model, not a curated record
GAUUCCUCUGUGUGGGUGUGUUUAAGUUUCUUGCAUCACAGACUAGCUACACAUUUUAUGGAAAGCAAGCGACUGAAGCAAAGGUUCAUUCCACCGCUUGAAGCCUCUGCACUUGUCUGUCUGAUCUGAUGCUUGGCUUUUUCGGGCGCCUGGACUAGCCCUGACUGAAUCAUGUCAGACAGCAUCCUGGAAGACACCUUCAUCAAACGAUCCCAGCAGAAGAAGAAGACGUCCCCUUUAAACUACAAGGAGAGAUGGUUCGUCCUCACCCAGGAAAAAAUCGCCUACUAUGAUUAUGAUCCUGAUAAAUUGAAGCGAAAAGGUUUGAGGGGGUCAGUUGACCUCGAGAAGGUCAAGUGUGUGGAGACGGUCCAGCCAGAGCCCAAUGCACCACAAGAGCGCAUGUUUGCAUUCCAGAUCGUUUACGAUGAAGGGCCCCUAUACAUCUUUGCAAAGUCUGAUGAUAUCCGGGCUCAGUGGAUAAAGAAGCUGAAAGAAUUGGUGCGCUUCAACAAAGAUCUGAUGCAGAAGUACCAUCCUUGUUUCUGGGUCGACGGGGUGUGGCUGUGCUGUCAGCAGGAAGUUAAACAAGCUAUGGGUUGCAAAGUGCUGGAUAGUAAGAAUGGUUUUACAUCCAAAGCAUCUCGGCGAAAAGGAUCCAGGAAACCUCUUCCUCCAACGCCAACAGAGGAAAAGCCUGGCCGACCUUUACCUCCACAGCCUCCUGAGCCAUCAGGCCCUUCUGUAGGCAUGACCGUCAUAGCAGAGUACGGUUACACGCCCAUGACACCCCAGGACCUGGAGCUGAGGAAGGAUGAGGAAUACAUCAUUCUAGAGAUGUCUGACGCCAACUGGUGGAGAGCCCGAGACAAAUACGGUAAAGAAGGAUAUAUACCAAGUAACUAUGUAGUGGAGGCAGAAAAUGGACUAGAAAGAUUUGACUGGUAUUGCAAGAAUAUGAACCGUAGCCAAGCAGAAAAGCUGUUAAAGACUGAGAACAAAGAUGGCGGCUUUCUGGUACGGGACUCAAGCAAGGCUGGGAAAUACACCGUGUCCUUGCUCAGUAAAGGAAGCGGGGAAACAAGUGGAAGCUGCAGACAUUAUAAUAUCUGCACCACCGCGCAGGGCCAGUUUUACCUGGCGGAGAAACAUAAUUUCAACACCAUUGCAGAGCUCAUCAACUACCACCAGCACAAUGCAGCAGGUAUGGUUAGCAGGCUGAAAUACAUUGUAUCUAACCGAACUCGGCCUCCAUCAACAGCAGGGCUCGGCUAUGGCGUGUGGGAGAUCGACCCGCACCAUCUCACCUUCAUCAAGGAGUUGGGAAAUGGUCAGUUUGGAGUGGUGAAGUAUGGAAAGUGGCAGGGCCAGCAUGAUGUGGCCAUUAAGAUGAUUAAAGAGGGAUCCAUGUCAGAAGACGAUUUCAUAGAGGAAGCCAAAAUCAUGAUGAAGCUUCGCCAUGAGAACCUGGUCCAGCUCUAUGGCGUCUGCACCAAACAGAGGCCUAUUUACAUCGUGACCGAGUUCCUUUCAAACGGCUGCCUGCUGACAUACCUGAGGGAAGGCCUGAAGCAGCACCCAACAGCUGUCCAGCUCCUAGAAAUGUGUAAAGACGUCUCAGAGGGCAUGGCCUAUCUCGAGUCAAAGCAGUACAUCCACAGAGACCUGGCUGCCAGGAACUGCUUAGUAGACGGAAAUGGCACUGUAAAAGUGACUGACUUUGGCCUAUCACGGUAUGUUUUAGAUGACGAGUACACAAGCUCAGCAGGUUCAAAGUUUCCUGUUCGCUGGUCGCCUCCUGAAGUCCUUCUUUACUGUAAAUUCAGUAGCAAGUCAGAUAUCUGGGCAUAUGGGGUACUAAUGUGGGAGGUGUACACUCUGGGACGGCUUCCGUAUGAGCGCCUCAACAACACGGAAAUAGUGGAUCAGGUGUCCCGGGGCCUACGUCUCUUCCGCCCCCAGCUGGCGAACGAGAAGGUCUACAGCAUUAUGACGAGCUGCUGGCUUGACAAAGCAGAUGAGAGACCCACCUUUCAGGAGCUGUCACUGACUGUUCAAGACUUGCUUUAUGAACUCCAGUAAAACCAAUCCAAUGACACAGAGACAAACAGUUCGCUGUGUCCUCAAAAGAAUAGCAUCUCCAUAUGUCCCUGGAUCAUUAAAACACCUUCAACGCGGGGCUUUACAACCACUCCAGUGUCCUCUGUACUGUGAAUUUGUGUAAAGUUAAUGUCACUAUUACUCUCUGAUUAGACGAACCUUACAAUCACGGUAGCGGACGAAUGGCUGUACAACAUUUGAAAUGUGUAUAUUUUAGUUUAGUUCGUUGGAAUAAAAAUGUAUCUGUUUUACUGUAUUCUGUAAUGUAGACACAUUUGCCUGUUUAACAAGCUUUGUAAGCGCAUAUGUAUUGCACAAAUAAAAGCCAAGUAUGCUGGGCUAUGAAGUGACUAAAAUAUCACGUGAAAAU